AUGACGGCCAGUCCACCUCUGACGGGCGUCCGCGUCCUCGAACUCGCCGGUUUGGCUCCAGGCCCCUUUUGCGGUCUUCUCCUCGCAAACUGGGGGGCCAAUGUCCUGCGCGUCGAUCGUCCCGGUCCAACCUCCAGCAAUGACCUCUUGACCAGCCACAAACGUUCCGUCGCCUUGGAUCUCAAGAACCCCUCCUCCAUCGCCGUCUUCCUGUCCCUCGUCUCAGUUGUCGAUGUCCUCAUCGAUCCUUUCCGGCCCGGUGUGUUGGAGAAACUCGGCCUGGAUCCCGAAACCGUUCUGCUCAAGAAAAACCCCCGCCUCAUCGUGGUGAGACUGACCGGUUUCCGGCGCGAUGGGAAAUACUCGGCAAUGGCGGGCCACGACAUCAACUAUCUCGCCGUGUCCGGUGUGCUGUCGAUGCUGGGUGCGAAGGGCUCUCCGCCUUCACAUCCCGCGAACAUCCUCGCAGACUUUGCCGGUGGGGGUCAUGCAGCCUUCACUGGUGUGCUGCUGGCGUUGAUCCACCGCGCAACAAGUGGGAAAGGGCAAGUCGUGAACGCAAACAUGGUCGACGGUGUCAGCUAUCUCGGCACAUUUCCGAGACUGUUGACGAAGAUGCCCAUGUGGAAUGGUGAGCGGGGCACCAACACGCUGGACGGCGGAGCACCAUAUUAUGGGUGCUAUGAAUGCAAGGACGCCGGGAAAUACAUGUCCGUGGGUGCGCUGGAACCACAGUUCUGGGCAGAGCUCCUGAAGGGGCUGAAUUUGACCGAGGAAGACGUCGUCCCGGGUAAGCUGGAUCGGCUGGACAAGCGCGCGUGGCCGUACAUGCGCGAGCUGUUCACGAAGCGGUUCAAGGAGAAGACGCGCAAGGAGUGGGAGGCCAUCUUCGACGGGACCGACGCGUGUUGUGCGCCCGUGCUCGAACACGCCGAGAUGGAGGCGGCCGGAUACGACCACCGACCCAUCGUGGGGCUGACCUCGUCCCCCGCCCGGAAAGUCGAAAUGCAGUGGGACGGCAAGGCCUUGAAGCCGGGUGCGGGCGGCGAGGAGGCGUUGAGAGAGUGGAUGGGCUGGAGCAAUGGAAAGGAUUACGGGAUCUCAGCCAACGGGUGCUUUGAGAAGAAAGAAAAAAGUAGGCUGUAG
This is a messenger RNA of Fonsecaea erecta, 1146 nucleotides long. RefSeq lists its product as hypothetical. The transcript is spliced from 2 exons. The record is from RefSeq and is a predicted model, not a curated record. Gene Ontology annotation, molecular function: catalytic activity. The coding region runs from base 1 to 1146 and encodes 381 amino acids. NCBI's taxonomy places the organism in Eukaryota, Fungi, Ascomycota, Eurotiomycetes, Chaetothyriales, Herpotrichiellaceae.